AUGGUAGUCCCGGACGAUCCCUUCCAAGAACCGCUGCCCAUUCGCGAUCCAGCGCGGAGUGGGCACGCGUCCCCGUCCCCCAUUCUGCGUAUUCACUCCGAGGUCGACAUUGCGGCGUCGCGCGCUGCUGCUGUUGCUAGCCACAGUGGCGAGCCGACACCCGACACCAGCCACCCAGUGAGUGGCGGCAAGACUCCUCGCCGUGUACAGUGGACGGCGGACCAUGUUAUCAACCUCGCCCCAUUGGAGCAAGACGGAGAUGUCGGUGGGGACGGCGAGGGCCAGGCACUCGACCACCACAACCUCCGACAGGUCAACGACGCACUCGAAUCGUUCAAGAGAGGUCGGCACGUUGCCAGCCAGCUGAGUCUCAACUCGAUGGCCAGCUCGGACAACACAGAUGACCUCAAUGGCGAUCGCCGCCCCCUUCGUUCCGACGAGCACGACCGAGGCCGUCCAACUGCGACGUCUGAGGAAGACUACGACUAUCGCCUUGACAAUGACCCCGAGGACCCAGAGGACACGAGCGACCAUGAGAUGAACCUUGAGCACCACAUCCUCGACGCUGGCGCCAAUGACCACGUUUACGCAUAUGUGCCACUCGGCGAAACGGACGGCCUGCCCUCGGUCCCUAACGAGGAAUCACGCCACGCCACUGCAGCCGAGAUUGUGCGUGCCCACAGCAGCAAGUGGGGCACGCUCCGUCGUCGUGUCCGCACUGGCUCGCUCACCCGCAAGGCCCGUGCCAAGCGGGCCGCAGACGACAUGUCCCACUCGACGGCCCUCGACACUGUCACUGAGAAGGGGCGCGACAGCGUCGACCAGACUGCCCCGCUCAACCCUGGUCCUCCGCAGGUCGAGGCGGCGGCCAUUCAGCAUCGGCUCAACGCUCUCAACCGUCCACCACCCGGCGUCCUUCCCGGUGGCGCAUCGGUGUUAUCGUCUCUCCUCACCCUUUACAACAAGCAGCAGCUCGACUCUGGCCCUACGACCCCCGGUUCCUCCCGUCCGCCAUCACUGUACGACUCUCCAGCGACAUCCGAUGGCGAGUUGCCACCGACGCACAAUGACCGUUCGACCGACCGCAAGAAACGCUCUCUGCCAUGGCCCCGCAAGUCGGGCGAGUUUGGCGAGGAGCACCGCCGAGACUCGAUGAUGUCCAUUGCCGACCGCGAGCCCGAGCCGUCGGGGUUCGUCCACUCGUUCCACCGUGCCAUGGAUAACAUGUUUGACAACCGGCCCAAGGCGGCGCGGUCCAGUGCGGGUGUCUUUGGUGCUCUCAUCCAGAACACUGGUGCAGUGGCGGCUGCAGCAGCUCCCACGUCCAGCACCCUCAUUCCAUCGGCCAAGCGGGCAGGGUACCACCUCAAGCGCUACGAGCUAUCGGGACCCCCGGCAACCUCGUCAGCGUACGAGUCUGCGUCACGGAACUCGCGGUCGAGCCUUGGAUCCCGCUCCAACUCGCGGCCUACUUCCCGCCCUCCUUCCCGGCCAACGAGCCUGUACUCUUCUCCCACCGUCGUUGACGGAGGCACGCCCGACGACAAGAAUGGCGCCCAUAUCGAAAUGGUGCCGCUCGACCAGCAGCGUUCCAAGAGCAGCGACAAUCUCCAGCAGCAAUCCAAGAGCAGCGACAACCUGCUCGAGAUGAAGAAGAAGGCCAGGCCUAGGCCCAAGCCCAUCAGCCUCAAGUCGAUUGAGCGUGGCGCUGAAAAGUGGCUCAAGGCGCCCCGGACCCCCAGCUUUGUGGGCACGCCGACCCGCCACGAGUCGGGCGACCACUUUGCAGCCGCCUUUGGCGAGGAGGAUCGCCGCCACAAGGAAUGGGAGGCCGAGAAGAGGCGCCGCAAGAAGGCAAAGGAGCAGCGCAAGAAGCAGGAAGUCUUCAUUAUCCAGCACGUCGCGGCCAUCCUGGCCCGCCAGCAGUUCCUCCUCAAGCUCGCGCGCGCGCUCAUGAUGUUUGGUUCGCCCAGCCACCGUCUCGAGACCCAGAUCCAGGCCACAGCCCGCGUCCUCGAGAUCAACGCCCAGGUCGUCUACCUGCCCGGCAUCAUGCUCGUGUCCUUUGCCGACGAAGCGACGCACACGUCCGAGACGAAAUUCUUAAAGCAAGCAACGGGACUGGAUCUCGGAAAAUUGCUCGCCGUCCACAACGUCUACUGGGACGUGGUCCACGAUCGCGUGGCUGUCGACGAGGCAAGCAAGGUCAUCGACACGCUCAUGACCAUGCCACCGCACUACAACGCCUUAUGGACCAUCAUCAUUGGCGGGUGUUGCUCGGCCAUCAUCGUGAUUCCGUCGUUUUACGGUUCAUUCAUCGACGCGCUCAUGGCGGCGCCACUCGGCAUGGUUUUGGUCGGCGUCCAGAUGGUUGCGGCCAAGAACGACAUGCUUGCGAACGUGUUUGAAAUCACUGUCGCGACGCUCAUCUCGUUCUUUGCGGCCCUUCUCGCCUCGACAGACCAGUUCUGCUACACAGCCCUAGUUUCGGGCGGAGUCGUCCUCAUUCUCCCCGGAUACAUUGUGUUGACCGGCGCGCUCGAGCUGGCUUCUCGCAACAUUACAGCGGGUGCUGUGCGCAUGGCCUACUCCAUCAUGUACAGUCUCUUCCUCGGCUUCGGGAUUUCGCUCGGCGCCCUCGUGUACAGCAAGAUCAGUGGAAAGGAAGUUAUCAACUCCACCAACUGGCAGUGCGAUUUGACGCAUGUGGCGGGAUCGCCGUGGUUCAAGCAGACUCCGAGUGCCUACUGGUACUUCCUCGCCGUCCCUGCAUACUCGUUUGUCCUCUCGCUUCGCAACCAGCAGCCCAUCUUCCGCAAGGAACUCCCCGUCAUGAUCCUCAUUUCGUGUGCCGGCUGGGUCACCAACCACUUUUCCUCUCUGGCGUUCUCGGGUCGUUCCGAUAUUGUCUCCGCCCUCGGUUCGUUUGUCGUCGGCAUGCUCGGUAACCUGUAUGGCCGCUUCUUCAAAGGCGCUUCGUUCCCGGUCAUGGUCACUGGCAUUCUGUUCCAGCUCCCGUCGGGUCUGUCUCAAGGCGGCAUCUUCAACUUUGCGGCCACAACCGGCGACACAUCGACGCAGUACUCUACUGGCUUCUCUGUGGCUGAACAGCUUGUCAGUGUGGCCAUUGGUCUAACUGUCGGACUCUUUGUGGCUGCCGUUGUCUCCCACCCGCUUGGCGGUUCACGCCGUCGCGGUGCGGGUAUCUUCUCCUUCUAG
Apiotrichum porosum is the source of this 3219-nucleotide messenger RNA. RefSeq lists its product as uncharacterized. Lineage: Eukaryota; Fungi; Basidiomycota; Tremellomycetes; Trichosporonales; Trichosporonaceae. Bases 1 to 3219 code for a protein of 1072 amino acids. Gene Ontology annotation, biological process: transmembrane transport. The record is from RefSeq and is a predicted model, not a curated record. Gene Ontology annotation, molecular function: transmembrane transporter activity. The transcript is spliced from 2 exons.